Acanthosepion pharaonis is the source of this 1653-nucleotide messenger RNA. The record is from the annotation of a GenBank genome assembly. Lineage: Eukaryota; Metazoa; Mollusca; Cephalopoda; Sepiida; Sepiidae.
AUGACUAUACUAACAGCUGAUGGCAAAGUUCUCCAUGGACAUGGUAUUGGAACCAUCACACCAGCAGUAGAUGACAUGGGCCCUGUGAAAGCUGAUGUCCUACUCUACAUUAAAGGAAGUUUAUGUAUACUUGGUACAGAUUUGGCAGAAAUUGAUAAUUUUGCUAGAAUUUUAAAAGUUCUUGACAAAAGAUGUCUAUUGCAUAUUUGUUUCCAAGCCCUCAUUGACCAUGGGACAAGAGUGAAUGAAAUCCUUGCUGAUGAAUUUUGUCAACGCAAUCAUCCAUCAGCUCAUAGCUGUGAAAGUGACAGGAACAAAGCAAUUCAGCUGGGAACUUCUCUUGCGGGUUUUUUCAAUGAGGCAGGCUGGUUCAGCAGUGAAAAAGUCAAUCACACAUCUUUAAAGUUAUUACUUCAUGUUCAGAAUUGCAGUUGUAAAUAUAAAGAAGCUAACCAGACAUACAAAGAGGCCUUCAGGAUAUUAACCUUACUUGAAGAAGCCCAAGUUCCUGUGAACAAAGCAAUGUUGUAUGGCGAGUGCUGUGGCCUCUUAUUUGCUGAAAGCCAAUAUGAACAGGCUUAUGAAUAUUGUAAUUUAGCAGUUGAACAACUUUCACCAAAUUUACCUCCAAGAACAAUUGUUGAUGUUCUCCGACAGUGUUCAAAGGCCUGUGUGGUCAAAAGAGAAUUUAAAAAAGCUGAUCAAUUAAUAAAAAGUGCUGUCCACUAUGCUCGAGAACAUUUUGGAAAACGGCAUCCCAAAUAUGCUGAUACUUUACAGGAUUAUGGUUUUUACUUAUUAAAUGUAGAUUCUGUUGCAGCAUCUGUGAAAGUGUAUCAGAUGGCAUUGGAUAUUCGCCAAGCUGUGUUUGGAGGAAAUAACUUUCAUGUGGCUAUUGCUAAUGAAGAUCUUGCCUAUGCUUCAUAUGUGCAUGAAUACAGUUCAGGACAUUUCAGAAAUGCACAGAACCAUGCUGAAAAGGCCAUUGAAAUUUUAUCACGGAUUUUACCCAAUGAUCACUUACUUUUAUCUUCAUCAAAACGAGUAAAAGCUUUGAUUCUUGAAGAAAUUGCUAUUGACAAUGAAGACAAGAGUGUACGAGAACCAUUAUUGCGUGAAGCCAGAGAACUGCAUGUCCAAUCCCUGACACUUGCCAUCAAUGCAUUUGGAGAGAGCAACGUGCAGACAGCCAAACAUUAUGGCAACUUGGGCCGUCUUUAUCAAUCAAUGCAUGAAUUUAAGCAAGCUGAAGCUCAUCAUUUGAAGGCCAUUGAAAUUAAGGAAAGAUUAUUGGGACCAGAAGAUUAUGAAGUGGCUCUGUCAGUUGGCCAUCUUGCAUCAUUGUAUAAUUAUGAUAUGGAAUAUCAUACUGAGGCAGAAAGUUUAUACAAAAGAUCUAUUGAAAUUGGCAAAAAAUUGUUUGGUGCUGGAUACAGUGGACUUGAGUAUGAUUAUCGGGGAUUGUUACACUUGUACCACAGUCGACGAGAUAUGGAGAAUAUGAUGGAGUACAGCCACAUUUUGCAGGACUGGAAUAGGAUUCGUGAUCGAACGAAUGCUGUGGAAGUUAAGCCAUUAGACUUUUCACUGGACUUCUCAAUACAAGAUCUUCAUAAAAAUCUUUUCAAUUCAGAUAUAAACGUUACCCGGUGA